AUGAGAUUCAUCCUUGCUGUUGCCGUUACUGUUGCCCUAGCCGCUGUUGUCUCAGCAGGAGGGUAUGGACAUGGAGGAGGAUACGGACACGGAGGAUACCACGGAUUUGGUGGUAAAGGAUACGGUGGACAUGAUGUAGGAUACGGAGGAUAUGGAAAGGGAUACGGUGGACAUGCUAGCGGAUACGGAGGGCACAAUCUAGGUUUUAGUGGUGGAUAUGGGGGAUAUUCUAGUGGAUAUGGUGGAAGUAUCGGAGGAUAUUCUGGAGGAUAUGGUGGAAGUAUGGGUGGAUAUUCUGGAGGAUACGGUGGAAGUAUGGGUGGAUAUUCUGGAGGAUAUGGUGGAAGUAUGGGCGGAUAUUCUGGUGGAUAUGGUGGAAGUAUUGGAGGUUAUCAUGGUGGAUCAGGAAGUGGAUAUUACGGUGGAUUAAGUGGAUCUUAUGGAGGAUUAAGUGGAUCCAAGUCAAUUUAUUAA
Messenger RNA from Mytilus californianus (California mussel), 474 nucleotides. Its product is annotated as ctenidin-3-like. The transcript has 2 exons. The record is from RefSeq and is a predicted model, not a curated record. NCBI's taxonomy places the organism in Eukaryota, Metazoa, Mollusca, Bivalvia, Mytilida, Mytilidae. Bases 1 to 474 code for a protein of 157 amino acids.